Molecule: messenger RNA, 519 nt
Organism: Rotaria socialis
Lineage: Eukaryota; Metazoa; Rotifera; Eurotatoria; Philodinida; Philodinidae
Source: the annotation of a GenBank genome assembly
AUGACCAGCAGUUUGGGGGUUUCUCAAAUGUCUGAUUUUGUAGCUAGUCAAAAGGACUAUCGAAAGAAAACUGAACCAACUGGUCGUGUAACUCGAUCAGUUCGUCAUAAUGAUACUAAACAACAAGGUGCUCGUGUAACUCGAUCAGUUCGUCAUAAUAAUGCUAAACAACAAGAUACUCGUGGUGAUACAUUUGAACAAGGUGGUCGUCAUGAUGUACCUCAACAAGGUGGUCGCCGUGAUACAACUCAACAUGGUGGUCGUGGUGAUACAUCUCUACAACCUCGUAAAGAUGUACCUCAAUCAUCUAAUUGUAAUAAUAAUCGAGCUGCUAUUAUUGCUUCACGAGGCCAAGAAACAGUAAAUAUUAAAAUCAUUGAACGAAAUAUUAAUUCAAUAUCCAAAUUACCGAAGAUUCCAAAACGGGCUCCAAAUCAUGAACAGCAACAACAGCAUAUAUCUGUGGAAGUUUUUAAAUCUACUAUUGCUGAACUUUUUAAAGAAGCAUUAAAAAGAUAA